Molecule: messenger RNA, 600 nt
Organism: Drosophila serrata
Lineage: Eukaryota; Metazoa; Arthropoda; Insecta; Diptera; Drosophilidae
Source: RefSeq, a predicted model, not a curated record
GCAAAGUUGUUAGCGGCUGGAAGUCACGGCAGAACGAAAGUUUAUCAAUGGCAGGAAGUGAAAUCAAAUUAGAGGACAAAUUGGAAAAGUACUGGAGGCGUCUUUUCUACCUCCGACCAUUAGCAGAACCCACUGGCUUAGACCUCUCUGAGCUGGAGUACUUUGGAGUAUUUAGUGUUAGAGAUCCACUGGCUCCAGACCGAAGACUUUGGCACAUAUACAGCUGCACACAGCCGGAAAUUCCGGAAUUGGGGAAUAAAAUACGCCAGAAAUAUGGAAAGAAGAACGUAUGGGAAAUAUAUAGGAAAUCCACAUAUAGUGCAGUUGGAUUCCGGAGUAUUGUACGGAAACAUUUCUCCCACUUGAAGUGGAUCACAAACGGAAAUCUCUUGGAGGCUCCGGCAAAGAGCCACUAUAAUGAUGAACGGGUCGUUAGGGACGUUAGUGAUUUGUACGAAAGAGAGCAGAGAAGGCUAUUUGACUAUAUAAUGGUCCAGCACGAUUGGUUCAAGCGCUAUAACGACCAAAAACCUCCCCCGCGCCGGCAUUGAAAAUGUAAAUAAAUAAACUGAAAAGCACAUCGCUUAUCGAUAAACGGCA